UGACAGCCCAAACCUCCCUCCAUUCUACCUUUUUCUUCGUCCCAGACACCCUCUCCAGAAGCAACACCGACCAAAGCCAUCAUGUCGUCCUCCACGUCACUGUACAACCAAUCCGUCCCGGUCCUCAUCAAGUACCUGCGCAACCUUUCCGCUCUCCUCACCAAGGCGGUCCAGCACUGCGAGGCCAAGGGCGUGGCGCAGGAGGAUCUACUCGCUUUUAAGCUGGCUGACGACAUGAAGGGCCUCGCCUUCCAGGUCACCAGCUGCUCCAACGGGGCCAAGUUCCUCCUCCACCGCCUGGGCGUGGAGGCCCCUGUCUUCGCCGACGACGAGACAACGUUCCCCCAACUCCAGGAGCGCAUCCAAAAGACCAUCACCAUGCUCGAGGGCGUCAAGCCAGACGCCUUUGACGGCCGUGCCGAGGCGCCGCUGCUCAUGGAGACGAGGGGUGGCAACUUUCAGUUUGAGAGUGGGCAGAGGUAUGUGAGCGAGUACAUUAUGCCAAAGUUCUACUUCCACGUGAGCAUUGCGUAUGCGAUUCUGCGCAGUCAGGGUGUCGAGCUGGGCAUGAUAGAUUAUCUCAAGGGGGUGCUGGACAUGGUACAGGAGGAUGGGAGCCUCAAGACUCUCUAGCUCAUUAGGGCGAGAUUGAAAGGAACAAUAAUUAACACGUGUCAGUC
Emericellopsis atlantica is the source of this 680-nucleotide messenger RNA. RefSeq lists its product as uncharacterized. The coding region runs from base 82 to 633 and encodes 183 amino acids. The transcript has 2 exons. Lineage: Eukaryota; Fungi; Ascomycota; Sordariomycetes; Hypocreales; Bionectriaceae. The record is from RefSeq and is a predicted model, not a curated record.